Messenger RNA from Schistocerca serialis cubense, 690 nucleotides. RefSeq lists its product as uncharacterized. The record is from RefSeq and is a predicted model, not a curated record. NCBI's taxonomy places the organism in Eukaryota, Metazoa, Arthropoda, Insecta, Orthoptera, Acrididae. Bases 1 to 690 code for a protein of 229 amino acids. The transcript has a single exon. Gene Ontology annotation, molecular function: nucleic acid binding; zinc ion binding.
AUGGCUGGGAAACAGAUUGCCGCCGCAUUGGAGGCCCUCAUCCACGCGAUGGGGUUCACCGGUGGCCACCAACGGCAGCCAAGGCGUAGGCGAACGCAGCGGGACAGGACGAUGCUCCAGUGCUACUACUGUCAGCAGCUGGGGCACUCCGCGCGCGGGUGUAAGAACGCCGUCGCGUGCUUGAAGUGCGCGGCGGCCCUCGACACCCGCAGCUGCACGAAGCCACGUGGGGUAGCCUGCGUCUGCGCGAACUGCGGCGGACCACACGCCGCCAACUCGCGUAGCUGUGGCUACCUCCGCGAGUCACGCCGUCUACCCGCCGCACCACGCCCUGCGGCGACGUCAAGCGCCUCGACGGCUGCCCCGCCCCCCCGCUUCAGCGAGGGGUGCGAGCCGCGCCGCCUUGAGGCCACCACCGACGAAGCUAUGGCCGGCUUCCAAGCUCGCAGCUGUGCAUCGCCAGCUCCAGCAGCUGCGCGACGAGCUGCGGGCUAUCAAGAAGCAGCCGCCAGAUCCCGCCGCCAACCCCGCCGUGAGUCGUCCGAUGGGGGUCGACGCGGCCACGCAAACCACCGCUCCCCCUCCUGCAGCAAUGCAGGAGGUGGCGCCCAUGGAAACAGAGGAAUUGCCGCCCGGGCUGCCCCCCUCCAAGGUGGCAGCCACAAGCAAGGGUGCCGACGCGCCACCUGA